Molecule: messenger RNA, 2725 nt
Organism: Lethenteron reissneri (Far Eastern brook lamprey)
Lineage: Eukaryota; Metazoa; Chordata; Hyperoartia; Petromyzontiformes; Petromyzontidae
Product: MOB kinase activator 1B
Source: RefSeq, a predicted model, not a curated record
CCCCUGUGUGUGUGUGAGUGUGUGCAGGUGUCUCCAUCUCCUCCUCCUACUCCUCCAUCUUCCCCGUCACCCAGGCUCACCGCCCGCCCGCCCGCCUGCCCCCGUCAGCCCCUCGCCGCCGUCGUCCGUGCCCCCUCCUCCGUCGUCCCCUCCCUUGAGCGACCAAAGCACAAGACGAGCAGCCGGCGCCAUGAGCUUCCUAUUCAGCGGACGCUCGUCCAAAACAUUCAAGCCGCGCAAGGCUCUGCCUGAGGGCUCACGCCAAGCGGAGCUGCUCAAGCACGCGGAGGCGACGCUGGGCUCUGGAAACCUGCGGCUCGCCGUCGCACUGCCCGAGGGAGAGGACCUCAACGAGUGGAUCGCUGUCAACACCGUGGACUUUUUCAACCAAAUAAAUAUGCUCUUUGGAACUAUCGCCGAGUUCUGCACAGAGCAGAGUUGUCCGGUUAUGUCUGCAGGGCCCAAGUACGAGUACCACUGGGCCGACGGCACAAACAUCAAGCGCCCCAUCAAGUGCUCGGCGCCCAAGUACAUCGACUACCUCAUGACAUGGGUGCAGGACCAGCUGGACGAUGAGGCGCUCUUCCCCAGCAAGAUCGGUGUGCCCUUUCCCAAGAACUUCCUGUCGGUGGCCAAGAUGAUCCUGCGGCGGCUGUUCCGCGUGUACGCUCACGUGUACCACCAGCACUUCGGCAUCGUCACGCAGCUGCAAGAAGAGGCGCACCUCAACACCUCCUUCAAGCACUUCAUCUACUUUGUGCAGGAGUUCAACUUGAUCGAUCGGAGGGAGCUGGCGCCGCUGCAGGACCUCAUUGAGCGUCUCACCGCCAAGGACAGAUAGACGGAUCGCACGGCUCUCGCCUCGGUCACCGCCACCGUCCGUCGCCGACAAAACCACCGCCCGUCGCCGGCCACGACGAAAGCCCCGGAGUGAACGAUCCACGGCGCGUGCGGUUGAAGCAGCAAUACCCGAGGGGGGGCGGCGGCGGCGUCAUUGCGGAGACGGCGCCACCGGUGCGGGCGACGCAUUCCUCCUUUCCUCUCCCGCCCACACGGAGCUCCCAUCGCCCCCACCCUGAAACGUUCCGAUCCUCUUUCCGUUGUACAGAGUCCUAUGUACCAGGUGACCCAACCAGUUGUGCGAGCAGAGGUGUACUGGGGGAUUUUAUUGUAAUUGUUUUCGAUUUUAUCUUUAUUUUUUUUGGUUAGCUUCAUUGCUUUGUUUAAAUUGCAUAAUGAUUUUAUGGCCAGGAUCUGUAACAAAAAAAAUCCUCGAUUUCGUUGGAAAGUAAGAGUUUUGACGUACCACAUGAAGGUGAAAGGACAGUGUGUUCAUCGUUAUUCGUUUUAUUUUUUACCAUUAAUAUAUUUUAACAAUAUUUCACUUAUUUUAGUUGAUGGUAAUGUUAUGAACAAAGAUAUACCUAGUUUUAGCAGGCUUUUACGUUUUAGUGCAUGUGUGUAGGAAGCUUUGAGCUCACCUCGGAUGUGUGGCGAUACAGGCGUGCUUGCGUGUGAUGUCGUACGACAUUGUUAGCGUUUAUCGAUCGACAUUGUCCAUUUUCAGCGGAGUGAGGGUGGAAAAAAAGUGCCUUUCUUGCCGGGUCGACGCGCCCGUUGACGUCUCCCACGACUGCGGAGAACGAUGCGCAGUAGCCCACAUUUGCGGUGCAGAUGCUAAAAGGCCUUGUAAACACCUGUACUCGCACAGUUGCAUCCAGAAAUGUGUUUCAGGAGUCUCAGUUUUGUGCCGGCUUGACAAUGAUGGGCCGAACACAAUGCUGCCUCCUUGACAAACGUUGCCCUGAUUUUAAACUGGGGUCAAAAAACUUCAGAUGACAAUUUGAUGGAAGGAACACGGAUUGCUUGCAAAUUAAAAUCGCAAAGCCUCGUGGAAGGCAAACACAUUUAUGGAUGAAAACACAGUUUGUCAGUGUUCUGAACCUUUUAGUGUCACAAGUAAACGCAUCUGGAAGACAUCGACGUGCGAUUUGGCAGGUCUGGGUGUACAAUUGGGACACAGAAAACUUUAGCGCUUGGUCGGUCGGUUAGUCCCCCCCCCCCCGCCUGACGUUCCACAUUGCUGCCUGUCGUUCGUGACAGCGCUGCCAUAAACUUUACUGCGGAGACAUUUCCCCGGCACCGUCCCCUGCCUGGGCCGCUCGUCGGGGUCUCUGCUCGAGUUGCACCACUGCCUGUGCAGUUUCUUUUUGCGGUUGAAUAAUGCCGGUCUGGCCCACCAGCACCAGUACAGCUUGUGUUUUUUUGGGACGUAGGCUUUUUCAUGGGAUAUUACAAUUUUAAUUGACUCGUGCGCUCUAUAGGUUAACUUUUAGCGUUAUGAAGGUCAUCAAGCAUCGGUUAAAACAGUGUUUUGCUCGGAUUUGUUAACAACUGCCUUAACCUUGGGGGUGCGUGAAGGAGUUUUUCAUUGAACUCAUUCGGGCAAAGCAGUUCCUAACAAAGCGCGUUAUUAACUCGUAGGAGGAGUCGUUUGCUCGCUUAAGGAUUGCUCGUGGAUUGUACGAGGCUCACAUGAACACGUGACUGCAUGCAGCCCCAAAAACCCGGGGGGUCAGAUCCACACCCUCCCGGAUGAGCCCAGGGUUUUCCUGGGCACGACCACAUGGGGGUAUGAUUUUUUUUAUAAGCGUCGUUUUCCGUUCCUAAAGAAAUACAUUUUGAGUUCGUUUUAAGAGUAAAAUAAAAUGCGGUGCGAACUGAA